Messenger RNA from Oikopleura dioica, 2100 nucleotides. NCBI's taxonomy places the organism in Eukaryota, Metazoa, Chordata, Appendicularia, Copelata, Oikopleuridae. The record is from the annotation of a GenBank genome assembly.
AUGGGAAAGAAGCCAGAAGCAGGAACGCCAAAAGCGUUGUCCAACCAGAUGAAGUCGAAGGGAAUGCAAAAGCUGCGUUUCUACUGCCAGCUCUGUCAGAAGCAAUGCCGCGACGAGAACGGUUUCAAAUGCCAUCUCAUGUCAGAGGGUCAUCAACGGCAGAUGCUUUUGUGUGCGGAUGAUCCAGGCCAUUUGAAUAAAGUAACGUCCGAAUUCUCGGCAGACUUUCUCGGCGGUUUCCUUCAAAUCCUGCGCCUCUGCUACGCCGGGCAGCGGGUCUCUGCGAACAAAGUCUACCAAGACUACAUCUCCGAUCGGAACCACACUCACAUGAAUGCGACGCGCUGGCACACGCUUUCCGGCUUCGUCCAAUGGCUCGGCAAAACUGGCUACUGCAAGAUUGACUUUGUCGAAGAGAAGAACCAGUGGUUCCUCGAGUACGUGGAUAACUCGCCAGAGACGCUGCAGCGUAAGGCGGAACAGGAGAAGCUCAAGAAAGCGCGGAAAGACGACAUGGAGCGGCAGCAGGACGCGAUUGCCCAAAUGAUUGAACGAGGAAAGCAGCGCGAAGUUGAAAAGGGCCUUGCUCUUCCUGAAAGCGUGGCGACAGAACUGAAGCGCGACGAUUCCGACGCGCCGAUCAAAGUCAACUUGGGAUUGAAGAAACUGACGCAAAGCUCAGCCCUGAAAAGCGUGAACCCUUUCGAAAACUUGAAACGGAAAGCGAUUGAAAACGCGAUUGAAAAGAAGAAGGCGAUCAAGCAAGAGCCGGGAAAGACGAGCAUGAUGGAGCAGAUUCGCCGCGCAGAGCAAUCCAUGAAGAGACCGAAACUCGAACCCGAUAUUAAGACGGAGCCUGAUAUCAAACAAGAACCGGGUGUUGAGGCAAAACCGAAGGUCAAGGAAGAACCUGGGAGCGAAAAGGCGCCCGAAGAGAAAUGGAUCCAUAAGAAUAUCGUCGUUAAAGUCAUGAAUAAAAAGCUGGGAGAAAAUUUCUACAAGCAAAAAGGCUUCAUCCAAAAGACAGAAGACUUCAUGGCAGUGGUGAAGAUGCUCGAGAGUGGGAAGCGUGCGAAGAUUGAUCAGGUUGAUCUGGACACGGUCAUCCCAAGUGUCGGCCGAGAGGUCGUCAUUUUAGUAGGGAAAUAUCGAGGCGAGAUCGCAACGCUCAAAGAAAUCCACCAGAGCAAGUUCAAAGCAACUGUCAAAUUCGGCGACAAAUACCGCGACUUUCCAUACGAACACAUAUCCAAAUCUGAUAUGGCUGCGCUUCCUCCGAAAUACAAGCCGAUUCUGAAUGCAUUCAGAACAGCGCAACAGUUUGAGAAAAAAGACACAGUUGUUGCUUACUGGUCGAGGUUUUAUUGCGUUCAAGAGGCGAUGAAGAUCGAUUCGAAAGACAAAGAUGGGCGAAUGUGGAUUCUAUCGCAAAUGGACUGGCUCGAGCAGGUGAAGAAGGCGCACGCAGAAAACGAGGCGAUUACCCAGGAAGUAGUCGGCCAAGCUCAUUUUGAAAAUGCAACACUGGCAUUAUUCGCGCGAGCAGAUGCAAUGGACCGCGCCGCACAAUUCACAGCAAAUCUGCCAAAAAUCUUCGCUAUGACCGCUUCACUCAUCAAUAUCAUGACAAUCUUCGGCGAGGUAUCUGAAGACUGGGCGGAAAAGAAGAAAUAUGCGCUUUACAAAACGGUUGACAUCACGAAAUGUCUCAAAGAAGGAAGACAACCUGUGCCCGGUCCUCCAGGCGGUUUUCAGGAUGAGGAAGACGAGCUCGAUCAGCUCGGCGUAGAAGAUACUCCUUCCUCCUCAUACGUACCGCCGCAAGAGCCAAGCACGAGCAGUUUUCAGCCGCCAGCAGAGCCAACUUUCACCCCUCCCGUCGUGCCCGAAGCCGCUCCUCGUAGUGUGCCUACUCCUAAGGCCGAGCCAGCUCCCGCUGCUGUGAAUCCAAUCGCAGGAUUCCGCCCGGACCAAGCUCAAAUCGACAAAGCCUCGAAGAACGCAAAAUUUGCCAUUUCGUCGUUGACAUACGACGAUGUGCCGGGUGCAAUCAGUUUCCUUCAAAAAUCACUCCGACUUCUUCAAACUGGCCAAGAAUAA